This is a messenger RNA of Lathyrus sativus (Indian pea), 573 nucleotides long. The record is from the annotation of a GenBank genome assembly. Lineage: Eukaryota; Viridiplantae; Streptophyta; Magnoliopsida; Fabales; Fabaceae.
AUGGAUUCCAAAAACGUUUUCCUCAUCCUUGGUCUAUUGGCCAUGGUUCUUCUUAUUUCCUCUGAGGUGUCAGCUAGAGAAUUGGCUGAGACUUCCACUGAUACCAAAGAGGAAGUUGUUGAAAAGUCAAAUGAAGUAAAUGAUGCCAAAUAUUUCGGUGGAGGUUAUGGUCAUGGUGGUCAUGGCUAUGGUCCUGGCUAUGGUCAUGGCUACGGUCAUGGUGGAAGCUAUGGUCAUGGUGGAAGCUACGGUCAUGGUGGAAGCUACGGUCAUGGAGGCUAUGGUGGAGGCUACGGUCAUGGUGGUGGAGGUUACGGUCAUGGCGGCGGUGGUUACGGUCAUGGCGGCGGUGGUGGAUACAACGGUGGUGGUUUUUCCAACAAUGAGGUUGUUGAAACUUCAAAUGAAGUAAAUGAUGCCAAAUAUGGCGGUGGACACUACUAUGGUGGUGGUCCACAUUACAACGGUGGUGGAAACAGGUACCAUGGUGGUGGUGGAAGGUACCAUGGAGGAGGAGGCGGUUACCAUGGUGGACAUGGUGGACAUGGUGGUGCUUCCGACAAUGGUAACUAA